AUGGUUUGGUUUAGCUUCAGCAUCAUUACUUGCUGGACCGCACUAGGAGGCGUGCUCAUAAUCGGGGUCAGGGCAGGUGACCCGCCCGUCAUGAUAUUCGGUUGGGUCAGGGUUUGUGUGUUCACAAUGUUGGUCGCCCUAGCUAUGGCCGAGUUGUGCUCGCGGUGGCCGGUAGCCGGUGAGCAAUACUCCUGGGUGGCAUUGCUCGCCCCGCGGCGAGUAUCUCUUCAACUAUCUUACGUGGCCGGGUGGUUCAUGCUGACAGGUGAUUCACCUACCCCGGUAGGUGCCCGGGCAUGUGCCUUUUCUCCAGUCCCAUACUGA
Penicillium argentinense is the source of this 324-nucleotide messenger RNA. Its product is annotated as GABA permease. Bases 1 to 324 code for a protein of 107 amino acids. The transcript is spliced from 2 exons. NCBI's taxonomy places the organism in Eukaryota, Fungi, Ascomycota, Eurotiomycetes, Eurotiales, Aspergillaceae. The record is from RefSeq and is a predicted model, not a curated record.